This is a messenger RNA of Pezoporus flaviventris, 2359 nucleotides long. It is a transcript of the gene SLC7A2, whose product is annotated as solute carrier family 7 member 2. Bases 170 to 2137 code for a protein of 655 amino acids. Gene Ontology annotation, molecular function: amino acid transmembrane transporter activity. The record is from RefSeq and is a predicted model, not a curated record. Lineage: Eukaryota; Metazoa; Chordata; Aves; Psittaciformes; Psittacidae. Gene Ontology annotation, biological process: amino acid transport; transmembrane transport. Gene Ontology annotation, cellular component: plasma membrane. The transcript is spliced from 12 exons.
AGCACCAACAGCUCUCGCACCACCUACAGCCGGCUUUUAAAGCAAAUAUUUUAAUAAAAUCACUUUCAGUCAUUACUCUUCCUUUUAAGACGGUGAAAAUUCAGGAUUGGGUAAGAAGAGCAGAAGUUUGCCCAGCAGAAGUUGCUCUGAUCAGAGCUCUACAUUCACCAUGUUGCCCUGUGGACCAGCUUUGUCCUUUGUUCGGUGUCUUUUGCGGAAGAAGAAUGUCAGUGGUGAAAGUCUCGAGGACUCCAAGUUGUGCCGAUGUUUAUCAACAAUGGACCUUUUAGCCCUGGGAGUAGGAAGUACCCUUGGUGCUGGUGUUUAUGUCCUUACUGGAGAAGUAGCCAAAUCUGAAUCUGGACCUAGCAUCGUUGUUUCUUUUCUUGUUGCUGCACUAGCAUCUGUGAUGGCAGGUCUCUGCUAUGCUGAGUUUGGUGCUCGUGUUCCCAAGACUGGCUCUGCAUAUUUAUAUACUUACGUAACUGUCGGGGAACUGUGGGCUUUUAUCACUGGUUGGAAUCUCAUUUUAUCCUAUGUUAUAGGUACAUCAAGUGUAGCAAGAGCCUGGAGUAGCACCUUUGAUGAACUUCUUGGAAAGCAGAUUAGUCAUAUCUUCAGAACCUACUUCAAAAUGAAUUACUCUGGGCUAGCAGAGUAUCCUGACUUCUUUGCUGUAUUCCUUGUAUUACUUUUAGCAGGUCUUUUAUCUUUUGGAGUAAAAGAGUCUGCAUGGGUGAAUAAAAUUUUCACUGCUAUUAACAUCUUGGUCCUACUCUUCGUUAUGAUUUCUGGUUUUGUGAAAGGAGAUGCUGACAACUGGAAAAUAAGUGAAGAAUAUCUCAUAAACCUUACUGCAAUAACAAAGAAUUGUUCAUCCUAUGAGAAUGUGACAAGUAUUUAUGGGAGCGGUGGCUUUAUGCCAUAUGGUUUCAGAGGAACACUGGCUGGUGCUGCAACCUGUUUUUAUGCUUUUGUAGGAUUUGACUGCAUUGCAACAACUGGAGAAGAGGUCAAGAAUCCUCAGAAAGCCAUACCCUUCGGAAUUGUAGUGUCCCUGCUUGUCUGCUUCAUGGCCUAUUUUGGAGUUUCAGCUGCACUGACACUUAUGAUGCCAUACUACCUACUAGAUGAGAAUCCUUUGCCAGCUGCUUUUGAAUAUGUUGGAUGGGGUCCUGCAAAAUAUGUUGUGGCAGCAGGAUCGCUUUGUGCUUUGUCUACAAGUCUUCUUGGAUCCAUUUUUCCACUGCCACGUGUAAUCUAUGCUAUGGCGAAGGAUGGGUUGCUUUUCAAAUGUCUAGCUCAAAUCAAUUCCAAAACGAAGACCCCACUAGUUGCUACUCUAUCGUCUGGUGCAGUAGCAGCUAUAAUGGCAUUUCUGUUUGACCUAAAGGCUUUAGUGGACAUGAUGUCUAUUGGUACACUUCUUGCUUAUUCACUUGUGGCAACCUGUGUCCUUAUUCUUAGGUACCAACCCAGUUUAAGUUAUGAGCAACCAAAAUAUUCCCCAGAAAAAGCAGCUUUGGCUGCAUCUGAAAGGGAAUCUGCAGUAAGCGAAUCACAAAUAAAUAUGAUACAAGAGAAACACUUCAGUCUUCAGGCGCUGAUUAAUCCAUCCAGUUUACCUACUGAGCAAACUGCAACUACAGUUAGCUUUUUAGUGGGUCUGUUAGCUUGCUUGGUUUGUGGUUUGAGUGUCCUCACUACAUACAUGAGUCAUUCCAUUGCUAACUUGGAGCUCUGGAGUAUUGGCCUUCUUGCUGUAUUCAUGACAUCCUUCAUAGUUACCAUUCUUCUCAUCCAAAGGCAGCCUCAGAACCAGCACAAAGUGGCCUUUAUGGUUCCACUAGUGCCAUUUUUGCCAUCAUUAAGUAUCCUGGUAAAUAUUUACUUGAUGGUACAAUUAAGUGGAGACACUUGGAUCAGGUUUAGCUUCUGGAUGGCACUUGGCUUCCUCAUUUACUUUGCCUAUGGUAUCAGACACAGUCUUGAAGGUCAUCGUAGCAAUGGAGAUGAUGAAUCUUGUUCAGAAAAUAGUGGGUUGCAAGAAAAGAACCCUGUGGAAGAAGUGGAUGAACCUGAAAAUGCAAAUGAAAGUGAUCAGUUUCUUGCACAUGAAAGGACAAGUGAAUGUUAAUCUAUGCCAGCAUGCAAGUCUUUUAAACCUUUAGUUGACAUUUUACUUGUGGACUGAAAUUUCAAAAGCUUUCUGCCAAUGUUGUGCCUCUUGAAAGUGUUUACUACAAGGCCUGUCUGAUAUUUUGGACAAGCUGCUAAUCCAUCUUCAACGUUUCAAAUCUGACAGCAUGGAGAUUAAUAUUUAAACUACAAAAAAGAAACCAAAACAAAACAAAAGAAA